Chelonia mydas (Green sea turtle) is the source of this 2115-nucleotide messenger RNA. RefSeq lists its product as uncharacterized. The transcript is spliced from 4 exons. The record is from RefSeq and is a predicted model, not a curated record. Lineage: Eukaryota; Metazoa; Chordata; Testudines; Cheloniidae. Bases 131 to 754 code for a protein of 207 amino acids.
GCCCCAGAACCCCGGCUCCACGCAUGCGUGGCUGGCAGCGGCGGAGCCCCGGAUCGAGCGUGACGUAGACUCGCUGGUACAGUGUCCCCUGAUUGGUGAACCGCUCUGGAGGCGAGCAUGUGCAAAGCGCAUGUGCAAAGCUGUCUGCGCCGGGCAGCUCCCGGCGAGCACGUGUUCCCUGUGCGGUGAGUGCCUGGUCCUGUCUUUCAGCUGCCUGUUGCUUGCGGGGGAGGGGCGCUUUUUAAAUUUCCCGCCCGAGACCGUGAUUGGCUGGCGGUUGCACACUCGGUUAAGAAAAGCUUUAAAAGGCUGCGGGCUGCUUCUGUCCCCUCCCGCUGGUGGGGGCCGCCGCCGCCCGCGCUCUCCCAAACCCCGGCACGUGGCUGCCGGCUCGCUAGAUACUGGAUUUACGGAAUCAAAGCCUUCAACCGUGAUGCACCAAGCGGAUUUAAAUCUGGCCUGCUACAUUUCCUGCCACUCAGAGAUUAGUUCUGUGGAUCACCUCUGGGAAGUUGUUGGAUCAGCUUUCGAAAAAGGUGACUUGGGGGCCUUUGCACAGUAUCAAGCCAUCAACUUCCAGCAAUGGAAGAGCACAGAUGAGGACAAUGCAGAGCAGUUCUGGGUGGAAGUAUACAAUUUUCAAGACCGCAGUGGUGAACAGUGCUUUAAAGAGCUAGCCCUGUUUGCACUUUCCCUACUCACCAUGCCUCUGAGUAAUGCUGAUGUGGAACAAGCUUUCACGUUGCUCACCUGAGAGAAGUCCAAGCACCGGAACAGGAUGGGUUGCUGGACUCUGAGCAGUAUACUGCACCUCCACUAUCUGCUAAGAAGACUAGGGAUUUGCUGAAUGGAUUUUGUCCCACACCAGGAUAUGGUUCAAUGUAGGAAUGUACUACAUUGAGGCAACAGACUGUGGAGGAUGGAGAGACACACUAUGGGAGUCUGAAGAGCCAUGGAUUACACAUGAACAAUCAUGAAAGGCCACUGAGCACUUCAGCAACAUUCCACAUCUGUACCCCUUUCUAUAGGAAUAUACUAAAUGAAGCUGCUCAGUUUGUCUUCAAAGAGUCUCAUUUAUAAUCUCACUUAAACACUGAUAGUCUUUAAUGCUGAAAACAUCUGAGUCUCCAGCCCUUACUCAGCAAAAUAAGUUGACCAGUAAUUAGUAUGGCUGUUUGCAUGAGUAGUCAAAGGGUAGGGAGUAAUGCUUUCUGGGCUGCCUGGUGCUCUAAACACAUAGCAAGACAGUCCCUCCCCAGAAAAGCAUACAAGCUAAAUAGACAAGACAGUACAAAGGUAAAGUGACUUGCCCCAAUCACACAGCAGGCUACUGACAGAGCUGGUAAUAGAACCCAGGUCUCCUGACUCCAAUCCAGUGCCUUACCCACAGUGUCUGCCUCCUGUAGUAAAGCCUUAUAAAACAAAAGCAUAUUAUGGUGCUGUAGUACAAAGCCCAAAGGUAUAAGAUGCUUUUUUGGUAUUGCAUUGAUAGGGCUAUUCUAUUUGUAUUCCAGUAGUGCCUAGAGGCCUAUAGUGAGACUGGGCCGCUGUAGAAAGGUAAUGGAUUUUAUGCUUUCAGGCAGGUCAGAGUGUCUAUGCAGGGGUUCUUGUGACCUCUCAGGGAGUUGCAAGGUGGCUAGAUGGAGGUCACAAGGCUGAUGGUCCCAAGCCCUCAUUAAAUUAAAUUCUCUCCCCAUUUUUAAUUUAUAAGCAGGGGGUUCACACUCAGAGGCUUGGUGUGUGAAAGGGGUCACCAAUGCUAAAAGUUUGGAAACUGUUGAUCUACAGAAUAAGAGGAUGUUGUGCCCUGCUGUAAUGAGUUUUAUGAUGAUUUAAUUUGAGGGAGCAGUUUAAAGGGCUUUUACUUCCAUAUGUACUACUCAGCAGUAUGUGUGGCAGCAGGAAUGCUGCCCCUCCCUCUAUGGAGGAAAACCACUUAAAUAGGAUGGUUAGAGAAAGUGGUGGUCUGGUUACUAUCUGUGAGUACAAUAUGUCAGACUUAUUAGAAUGUCUUUCAGUGCUAAAAAUGCUGCUCUUAGGGGAUGGUAUAAAUUGAUGCAGCUGUCUAGUUUGCCUCUGUAUUUCAAUGUGUAAUAAAAUAUUUGCUUACUAAAA